GGGGGCAGCACGUUGGGAUGCGCGCUACUUAAGGUCCUGCUGCGUGAGCCAUUGACGUGUUUGGAGCUGGAGACGGCCUGGGCGCUGGCAGGGUGGCCGUCCGAGUAAGGAAAGUAUUAGGAUGCCCAUGGUAGCACGGAGGCUGAGAGAUCCUGACAUAAACCCUUGCUUGUCGGAAUCCGAUGCUUCUACCCGAUGUAUGGAUGAAAAUAACUACAACAGGGAACGGUGCUCCACUUACUUCUUGAAGUACAAAAACUGCCGGAAAUUCUGGAAUUCUGUCAUGGUCCAGAGAAGACAGAAUGGAGUGACACCAUCUAUGCCUACAGCAGCAGAAAGAGAUGAGAUCCUGGGGGCAAUGGGAAAGAUGCCUUACUGACUGUUUGCAUUAAAAUUGUUUAUUUAAUUUAGAAGCAGAUGAAUACUUUCAACAAAGAUUACCAUAAUCUUUUAGCCCCUUUUAGGCCUUACCCAGACAGAUCUUAAAUUCUACAAGGGCAGAUAGAGUUAAUUUAGCCUUGCGUCCUUUGUGUUUGCCCUCAGUGCCGUGAGAUAGUCUGCCAGUGCUGACUGUGCCAUGCCACUGAGUUCACAUGACUCGCCAAAGGUAAGGGAGCAUUAGGAAAGGUGAUGGGAGGAGUGGAGCUUUUCAGCUGGCUAACAAGCAAAGGUAACAAGUAAACACUUACUGGCAGUGAAAGGAAGGUGGUUUCCAAGGAUGGGAAAUGACACGAGCAACAGCAUGGUGGAAAGAAAGCUCAAGCUAGCUUUGGAGAGUGGUCUAUAGGCUGUUUCACCUAGAGUUUAAGGUGGUUGGUGGAGUGGCAGAACAGAGACUGGGAAGGUAAGUUCACGGUGGAUGAGCAGUGGGUCUCAGGCUCAGCAAAGGAAGACCUCCAUGCUCCUUUCACUCCCUUGUCUUUGUUUAAAUCAGAGUAGUACAUUAACUGGGCAGGGAAGAAGCGGUCUGGGAGGAUUGUCGAACAAAUGGCCUUUUUCUUUUUUCUUUUUCUUUUUUUUUCCUUGUUUAGGGAAAGGCUUUAGUUAAAAGGUUCUGUGACUAAAAUCCAUACAUACUGGAUUACCUGAAGGCCUAUACUCUUGAAGCACAGUAAUGGGAGAAAAAAAGAUUUUCUUAGAAGGGGGAUUUUUAUUCGCAGGAAGAGGUGGGCAAGGAAAAGUGAACACACUGGAAUGAGACUAGAGCUCCACUUCAUUUGUGCUGUAAACACACAAAUAUUCAGUAUGGUGAUUGGGUUAGGUUGUGUGGCAGCUCUCAUAUCUACCAUGUUUUUAAAUCCAGUUUAUUUCAUUUACAGGCCAGUUUUAGAACCUAUUAUUUAAUAAAAUUUAAUGCAUACUAAAAAAAUCAAUGAAAACAAAUAGCUUGUGUCCCUUCCCUUUAUCUGGUGCUGGAUCAAGAGUGUUAUUUUAAAGGCUGCUGACCACAAACUAUCCAUCUCAUUGGUAUAGUCCAAAACCCAGGUCAGAUGUUUUUAAGCCAUAUGACCCUGAUUGUUAAAUGUGAUUCUAUUUGAAUAAAAGUUGGAUUGUUUGAGAAA
Neogale vison (American mink) is the source of this 1562-nucleotide messenger RNA. RefSeq names its product coiled-coil-helix-coiled-coil-helix domain containing 7 (gene CHCHD7). The transcript is spliced from 4 exons. The record is from RefSeq and is a predicted model, not a curated record. Bases 122 to 379 code for a protein of 85 amino acids. Lineage: Eukaryota; Metazoa; Chordata; Mammalia; Carnivora; Mustelidae.